GCGACUAUGCUGAAAAGCAAUUCAUAUGCGCAGUACGUUUAUCUAACGAAGUCCCGCCAUAUAUCGGCGCGGUUGGUGUUUACAUAAGGGCUUUAUUUUCGCCCAGUUGAAGCAGAAGAAACCGGAUCUGACAACAACGUAACUGACUGGAUUCGUCUUCAGAAGAUAAAGCUGAUACUAUCACCACUUUUCACAAUUAUUACGUCAAAAUUGAACUGCGAAUUUUGUUGUUGCGGUACUUCGUGAGCAACCCGGUGAUCUAGUUGAAUUUGCAUCGCAAUAUUUUUCAAGUUUACUUGAUCAUCGAGACACCGGUGAGAUGGGUGGAACGUCAGAUCCAAAUGCAGAUGAAGAUAUGGAAAGUGACGAUGAAGCUAUUGAUGAAGAAUUGGCAAUGAUGGCAAGACAAGCUAACUACUCCAGAAGAAAAUCAGUCAGUGCGGAAGGAUUCGAUCCUGAUGCAGACGAUGAUGAUGAUGAAAGAAUAGUUCAUCCAAAAACAGACGAACAAAGAGAAAGACUUGGAAAUGUUGUCAACAAAAUUCUAUUAUUUUCUAAUUUGGAAAUGGAUCAAAUGCAACAAGUAUUAGAUGCAAUGUUCGAACACAAAGUAACACCAGGAACUCAUGUCAUUGAUGAAGGAGAUGAUGGAGAUAAUUUUUACGUUAUUGAAAGCGGAGACUACGACAUCUUUAUUAAAGAUAAAGUAACAGGAAAUCAAAAUCACGUUGGUUCUUAUCAUGGGACGGGGGCAUUCGGUGAAUUGGCGUUGAUGUAUAAUUGUCCUCGUGCUGCUACUAUCAUCGCCACGACCGAAGGUUCAUUAUGGGGGAUGGACAGGACAACAUUCCGAAGAAUUAUUGUGAAAAAUGCAGCGAAGAAAAGAAGACAAUAUGAAGAAUUUCUUGAAACUAUUCCUUGUCUUACUACUCUUACACCUGAAGAAAGAAUGAAGGUGGCAGAUGCAAUGGUUACUAAAACAUAUAAAGAUGGUGAAAUUAUUUUGCGACAAGGUGAUCCUGCAGAUUUUUUUUACAUCGUAGCUGAAGGACAUGUUGUGAUUAAACGACGUGGUGAUAACCCGAAUAACCCAGAAGAAGAAGUUCAAUUGCAAAGGUACAGUCGUGGGGCAUAUUUCGGUGAACUCGCAUUAUUACAAAAUCAACCUCGUGCUGCUUCAGCUUUUGCAGAUGGUGAUUGCAAAUGUGCAGUAUUGGACGUUCAAUCGUUCGAACGUUUGUUGGGACCUUGCAAAGAACUACUGAUGCGUAACAUCCCUAUUUAUGAACAACAAUUGAGUGAAAUAUGUCGAGAUAUGAAUAUAUAAAUUCUACUGUCUUCAAAAACUAUACAUUGGCAAAAAUUUAAAAACGAACGUUCGGGGAAAUAGCAUGAAUUUGCAGAAGUUGCAUUACUUAGUCAAAAUAAACCUCACUCGAAAUGUUAUUUUUAAACCCUAUUGACCUGAUUGUGAAGGCAUAUUAUUUUUUUAAUAAGGGAGAAUGUGGCUAUGGUCUUCGAGUAUAGAACCAUUUAAACAUACCACUGAAAUAUAGGAUCAUAAUAAGUAAGUU
Messenger RNA from Styela clava, 1574 nucleotides. Its product is annotated as cAMP-dependent protein kinase type II regulatory subunit-like. Lineage: Eukaryota; Metazoa; Chordata; Ascidiacea; Stolidobranchia; Styelidae. Gene Ontology annotation, cellular component: cAMP-dependent protein kinase complex; cytosol. The record is from RefSeq and is a predicted model, not a curated record. Gene Ontology annotation, biological process: negative regulation of cAMP-dependent protein kinase activity. Gene Ontology annotation, molecular function: cAMP binding; protein kinase A catalytic subunit binding; cAMP-dependent protein kinase inhibitor activity.